Messenger RNA from Hyposmocoma kahamanoa, 4679 nucleotides. RefSeq names its product RNA helicase aquarius. The coding region runs from base 1 to 4371 and encodes 1456 amino acids. The transcript is spliced from 27 exons. Lineage: Eukaryota; Metazoa; Arthropoda; Insecta; Lepidoptera; Cosmopterigidae. The record is from RefSeq and is a predicted model, not a curated record. Gene Ontology annotation, cellular component: catalytic step 2 spliceosome. Gene Ontology annotation, molecular function: helicase activity; mRNA binding. Gene Ontology annotation, biological process: mRNA splicing, via spliceosome.
AUGAAGGCGGACGUAGCUCCAACUACGGAGAAACCUAAAAUACCUCAGCCGACUUUAUCGCAGAUCAAUUCCGAUAGAAUAACCCAACUUGCCAACCAGUACUGGUCCCCGCAGACUAAGGAAAGUCACCUACCUUAUGAUGCCUUGAUUGUGGAAUCCAUAUACAUGGCAGAGAUCCUGGGAUCCUAUUUCUCAGUUCGUCGUAUCAUGAUGCUCGAGUUUUCCCAAUACUUGGAGAACUACCUUUGGCCACACUACGAGGCGGGCAAGGCGUCUCAUGCGCACAUGAUGUCCAUCAUCGUUAUGAUCAAUGAAAAGUUUCGUGAGCGAGUGCCAGCUUGGCAGGCAUUUCUCAAGAAACCAGAUCAUUUCCCAGCAUUCUUCGAGCAAGUGCUUCGGGCUAGCGUGGCAGACGACCAUACUAGCCGCAAUAUGCGCGAGCAGACCGCUUUACUGGUAUUCCUUAACCACUGCUUCGGCAGCAUGGAAGUGCAGCUCUGUCGCGAUCAAGUGAAGCGCCUUGUAUCGCUCAGCAUGUGGGUCAGUUUACAAGAAGGAAGACGUAAUCAAGAAUUCAAAGCUGUACCAAAAUGGCGCAAAUACUGGCGAGCGAUACAGAAGAAAGACAAACCUGAGUUACUUGAGAAACUCAAUUGGGAAAGACACUACCUGCAGAGGCUUAUGAUCAAGUUCAUGAGAAUUUUAGAGACCAUCCCCGAAACUGGGGAUGUCAAUGUUGAGACUGUAAGAUAUUGUGAGCGCUUCCUGGAGCUGAUGAUCGACUUGGAAGCGCUGCUGCCUACUCGACGAUUCUUUAAUACCGUAAUGGACGACUGUCAUUUGGUGGUGCGUUGCCAACUCGCGCCACUCGUACGAAGUCCUGAAGGCCAGCUGUUUUCUCAGUUACUUCAAAUGCUAAAGUUCUAUGCUCGCUUCGAAAUUAAUGAUGAAACUGGAGAUCCCAUGAGCGAUCGUGACAUGACCCUUAUGCACUAUUCAAGAAUUACUUCUCUCCAGAAAGCAGCUUUCGCCAAGUUUCCAGAUUUGAGACUGUUUGCUCUAGCAAACGUUGCAAGUGUUGAUACAAGAGAAUCUCUCCACAAACAUUUUGGUAAUCUGAGUGACAAAGCACUGCGCGCCAUUGCUACGUACCUGAAUCUCAUACCUCCAGAAGGCAAAGAGGACGAAGCACCAUGGCAUCGCUUGGAUAAAAUCUUUCUCAAGGAACUACUGAUAUCACGCCAUGAACGUCGAAUAUCCCAAUUGGAAGAAUUGAACAACAUGCCAUUAUAUCCAACGGAGGAAGUUAUAUGGGACGAGAAUGUCGUACCCACAGAAAUAUACAGCGGAGAAAACUGCCUUGCUCUGCCGAAACUAAACCUGCAGUUCUUGACUUUACACGACUAUUUGUUGAGGAACUUUAAUCUAUUUAGAUUGGAGAGUACAUAUGAAAUCCGUCAAGAUAUUGAAGAUGCAGUAUACCGAUUGGCACCCUGGCGCUCAGAAGAUGGAAGCGUCUACUUCGGCGGUUGGGCACGUAUGGCCCAUUCCAUAACGAGCUUUGCAGUAGUAGAAGUAGCCAAACCUAACAUUGGAGAGAAGGCGCCUUCGCGAGUACGCGCUGACGUCACAGUGACUUUGAGCGUGCGCAACGAGAUCAAACAGGAGUGGGAGAACUUGAGAAAGCACGAUGUCUGCUUCCUUAUCACUGUACGGCCAAAUCAAGGCAUAGGUACAAAAUACGACUACAGGAAGAGCAUGGUAGACCAAGCGGGCAUAGUGUACGUGCGAGGCUGUGAAGUUGAAGGCAUGCUGGAUGCAUCAGGAAGGGUCAUAGAAGAAGGUCCAGAGCCCAGGCCACAGCUGGAUGGUGAUUCAAGAACAUUUCGUCUGUUGCUAGAUCCUAACCAGUAUAGGUUGGACUUGGACAGAGCUAGCAAGGGGAAUGAGGAUGUAUACGAAACAUUCAACAUAGUAAUGCGAAGAAAACCUAAAGAGAACAAUUUCAAGGCCGUACUGGAAACCAUUCGCGAGCUUAUGAACACAGAGUGUGUCGUACCUGAUUGGCUACAUGACAUCGUUCUUGGUUACGGCGAUCCUGGACAGGCGCAUUAUACAAGGAUGCCCAAUGAGAUUCCAACGCUGGACUUUAACGACACGUUUCUGGACAUGGAGCACCUGCGGAAUAGCUUCACCGGCUACGAAAUCAAGAUUAAUGUCAACGACCCAAGAAAGCUCGUUCGGCCUUUCAAGCUGACGUUCGAGAACGUCCUCCGUAAACAAGAGCUGGGCGAUGAGGCAAUGGACGAAGACAACGAGAAGAAGGUGAUCGUCGUCGAGCCACACGUGCAACCCAAGAGAGGACCCUAUCUCUACAACGAACCUAAAAAGAACAAUAUCCUAUUCACGCCCACUCAAGUGGAAGCCAUUAGAUCUGGCAUGCAGCCGGGUUUAACACUCGUUGUGGGACCGCCUGGCACAGGCAAAACAGAUGUAGCAGUGCAAAUAAUAUCGAACCUGUACCACAACUUCCCGUGGCAACGCACUCUGGUGGUGACUCACAGUAAUCAGGCUCUCAAUCAACUAUUCGAGAAGGUAGCCGAGUUGGAUGUGGAUGAACGUCAUCUUUUGCGUCUCGGUCAUGGAGAGGAAGCUCUGCAGACUGAUAAAGACUUCUCCAGAUACGGUCGAGUUAACUACGUGCUAGCGAAACGCAUAGAAUUGCUAGAUGCGGUAGGCAAACUUCAGCGCACGCUCGACGCAGGCGGUGACGCAGGCGCCACCUGCGAGCUGGCACAUCACUUCCACGUAUACCACGUGCGUCCGCGAUGGCAGGCUUUCCUCGACAAGUGUCAACGGGAGUUGACUGUGGACACAAUCAGCAAAGAGUUCCCGUUCCACGAGUUCUUCGACGAUGCCCCAAAACCGCUUUUUCCCGGAAAAUCCUUCGGGGAGGACAUGGAAAUCGCCACAAGUUGCAACAGAUAUAUCGAUCACAUAUUCGAAGAGCUAGAGGAAUUCCGAGCUUUCGAGCUGCUACGUUCGGGCCUUGACCGGUCCAAAUACCUUCUCGUCAAGGAGGCAAAAAUCAUCGCCAUGACGUGCACACACGCUGCGCUCAAACGCUCCGAGCUUGUGCAAAUGGGUUUCAAAUACGACAACAUUCUGAUGGAAGAGUCAGCACAAAUCCUCGAAAUCGAAACCUUCAUUCCGCUGCUGCUCCAAAAUCCUCAAGAUGGAAGGUCACGGCUGAAACGCUGGAUAAUGAUUGGUGACCAUCACCAACUGCCACCAGUGGUGAAGAAUAUGGCGUUCCAGAAGUACUGUAAUAUGGAGCAGAGUCUGUUCACGAGAAUGGUGCGGCUUGGUGUGCCUUACGUGGAAUUGGACGCUCAGGGUCGUGCUCGACCGAGCAUCUGCAAUCUGUACCGCUGGCGGUACCGUGCGCUGGGCGACCUAGGCCACGUCCUUCGACUGCCGGAGUACCGCGCAGCGAAUGCCGGCCUGCGCUUCGACUUCCAGCUCGUCAACGUCGACGACUUCAACGGUGCCGGAGAGACCGAGCCCAGUCCCUACUUCUAUCAGAACCUGGCAGAGGCAGAAUACGUGGUAGCCGUAUUCAUGUACAUGAGAUUGGUGGGCUGGCCCGCAGAGCGCAUUUCCAUUCUAACUACGUACAAUGGGCAGAAGCAUCUCAUCCGUGACGUCAUCGACAAGCGCUGUGCUGACAACCCGUUGAUUGGACGUCCACAUAAGGUGACGACAGUGGACAAGUACCAAGGGCAGCAGAACGACGUGGCGCUAGUGUCCCUCGUGCGCACGCGCGCCGUGGGCCACGUGCGCGACCUGCGCCGGCUCAUCGUCGCCGCGUCGCGCGCGCGUCUCGGCCUCUACGUCUUCGCCAGAGCCAACCUCUUCCGCAACUGCUUCGAAUUGCAGCCAACUUUCAAUCAGCUCGUAGAACGUCCUUUAGAGCUGGAGCUGGUCCCCGGCGAGCGGUACCCCGCGCAGCGUGGCGCUACGGCCAACGUGCCCGACGCGUUGGUGCUGCGCAUACGCGAUAUGCCGCACAUGGCGAGAUACGUGUACGAUAUGUACCUUGAAAUCGUAAGAGAGACUGCCAGACAACACGAGCAAUCACGGGGCUCGUGGUCAGCUCCUGGCACGUCAUCAGCGGCAAGGUCAAAGGAGCCGCAGCAUUUCGUACCCUCCCACCCCGGCGCGGCGCCGGACAGCGAUGAUGAGGACGCCGCCGGCCCCGCAGCAAAAGCCACCGGCGUUUCCGGCGCCCCUACUGCCGCUACAGCAACGACUAGUUCUUCAUUCCAGCCUACUGAAAUCAUUAACGAAAUUGAAGAUCCUGAUCAGUAAAUACUUCGGUGUAUACAGUUUCAAUUUGACUUUAUAGUAAAAGAAACAUUACCUCGUAGUUACAUUCAAGUGCCAAAAAUGUGUAUCCAUCUAUUACAGGAUUCAAGGCAUUCAUGACCCUUUCUUGUCGUAACUAUAUCGUAAUUAAAAAAGUACUGGCCACAUGUUUACGACAUAUUAAGAGAAUUGACUGUACUGCCCUUGGGCUGUCAAUAUUUAAGACAUAUACAGUUUCAAACAUCUCUUUCAAAAACCAAUUAAAAUAGAUCUACAUAAACUUUACAUAUUGUAUAAGUAAAUAUAUUAAG